Messenger RNA from Rattus norvegicus (Norway rat), 1724 nucleotides. The record is from RefSeq and is a predicted model, not a curated record. Lineage: Eukaryota; Metazoa; Chordata; Mammalia; Rodentia; Muridae.
GUUGUACCUCUGUAGGUCUCUUUUUCUUUUUUUAAAGAAAAUUUUAAAUUUUGAAACAGGAUCUUACAAUGUAGGCAGGCCGGCCUUGAACUUGUUUGUGAUCCUCCUGCCUCAGCCCCCUCAAUAGAUACAACUCCAGGUGUGUACUAUCUAUCACGGCUGGCUGGGGACCUACCUCUGAAUCCUUGCUGCUUAGCAUGGCCAUUCCUCCGAUAGACUACCUCUCUGGUUUUUGCUCCUCCCCUCUUUUUUUCUUUUUUUUUUCCCCGGAGCUGGGGACUGAACCCAGGGCCUUGAGCUUGCUAGGCAAGCGCUCUACCACUGAGCUUAAUCCCCAACCCUUUGCUCCUCCCCUCUUCAGGUCACUUUCUAGACUUUGGAAGUGCCUAGAACAUUUAAGAAAUGCCAGGAUAGGGAAUGCCAGGAUAGUUUUGGGUUUUUUUUUUUUUUUUUUUUUUUGGUUCUUUUUUUCGGAGCUAGGGACCGAACCCAGGGCCUUGCGCUUACCGGGAUAGUUUUAUGUCAACUUGACAUGAGCUAAAGCUAUCAGGAGGGAACCUCAUUUAAGAAGAUACCUCCGUAAGCAGGAGAGGUAGCACAUUUAAUCCCAGCACUCAGGAGGCAGAGGCAGGUGGGUCUGAAUUCAAGGCCAGUCUGGUUUAUAGAGUGAGUUCAAGGACAGCUAGGGCUACACAGAGAAACCUUGUCUCAAAAAACAAAAACAAAAACAAACUAAAGAACAAAAAAAAAAAAAGAAAGAAAAGAAAAAAAAGAAAGAGAGAGAGAGAAAAAGAAAAAAAGGAAAGAAAAUGCUGGGCUGGCCUCUCUUUUUCCGGCUGGAACCAUGGAGGCUGUACCAGAGGAGAAAAAGAAGGUUGCCGCUGUGCCAGGAACCCUUAGGAAGAAAAAGGUUCCUGCUGUGCCAGAAACCCUUAAGAAAAAUCGAAGGAAUUUCUCAGAGUUGAAGGUGAAGCACCUGAGGAAGACAUUGCGAAAGGCAAGGAGGAAGCUCAUCUGUGAGAAGGCAAAGCACUCUCACAAGGAGUACAGGCAGAUGUACCCGACUGAGAUUCCCAUGGCUAGGACGGCAAGGAAAGCUGGGAACGCCUAUGCGCCCGCAGAACCAAAACUGGCCUUUGUCAUCAGAAUCCGAGGCACCGACGGAGUAAGCCCAAAGGUGCGCAAGGUGUGACAGCUGCUUCGUCUUCAGCAGAUCUUCAAUGGCACCUUUGUGAAGCUCAGCAAGGCUUCAGGUAACACGCUGAGGAUUGUGGAACCGUACAUGGCACAGUGGUACCCCAGCCUGAAGUCAGUAAAUGAGCUCAUCUACAAGCGAGGCUAUGGCAAAAUCAAUAAAAAGCGCAUUGCCUUGACAGAUAAUUCCUUGAUUGCUCGAUCUCUUGGUAAAUUUGGCAUCAUCUGCAUGGAGGAUCUAAUUCAUGAGAUCUAUACAGCUGGGAAACGCUUCAAGGAAGCAAAUGACUUCCUAAGGCCCUUCAAACUAUCUUCUCCAUGAGGUGGAAUGAAGAAAAAGACAACUCACUUUAGAAAGUGGAGACGCUAGCAACAGGAAGACCAGAUAAACAGGCUUAUUAGACGGGUGAACUACGGUGUUGCCCGUGGUAUUUUUAUAAUCAGUUAAUAAACAGUCACAGCUUGGCAAAAGAAAAAAAAAAAGAAAAAGAAAAAAGAAAAAAAGAAAAAAAAAGAAAAGAAAAAGAAAA